Protopolystoma xenopodis is the source of this 267-nucleotide messenger RNA. The record is from the annotation of a GenBank genome assembly. Lineage: Eukaryota; Metazoa; Platyhelminthes; Monogenea; Polystomatidea; Polystomatidae.
AUGAGGGAGAAGAAGAAGAACCUCCUUCCUUGGCCUAGUUCUGAGGAGGCGCCGAAAUCGUGGAGCUGUGGCACUGAGUGGAUGAGAAGUGGACGGAUCGGAGAUGAUAAGACGCGGCCUUCACGGGAUACAUUUUCCACAAAGAAGGGAGCCGAAGUUGUUGACCUCGGAUCGCGAGACAGAAGCGGUCAAAUAGUCCAGUCUGAUUUAAAUUCUUAUUCAGGCCCUACUGAAUGUUAUGCGGACUACUCACUUGGCUAUAAGUAG